AUGGAUAAAUUUAUAGAAAGAGGCCGCUUCGCCUUCGUAUAUCCUGUGGUACUGAUAUGUGGGCUAGUGGUGCAUUUGCUGGCUAAUGGUUCUACGCUCCAGCAUCAAAAAGAUACCUAUUAUCUUCUUUCGCCAAACAACGUUAUUAACCUUGUGUUUGCAUACAAGGGCAACUUAAUAUGGACCAUUUUGUUCGUAUCGCUAGCGGCAUAUCAGAUUAAAAUACGUGUAUCGAGGUCUGACCUCUUACCAAGAGAUGCAAGAACAACCUAUCCAGCAAGAUGGCAUCGAUUAGGCAAGGAAUAUGCGGUCAAAAUUAUUUUGAAGAAUUUACUGCUAUACGUAAUAUUCUUUGUGAUAGACUGCGUGUUUGUAUGGACUGGAGGUUCCUGUUCCUCUAGUGCUACUAAAUCUGCGGAGCGAUGUCGCAAGGAAGGCGGGAAGUGGGAAAAUGGAUUUGACAUCAGCGGUCACUUCUGCUUUUUGACCAAUGUGAGUCUGAUAUUGUGGCUUGAGCUAUCUUCGAUACAAAAGUACCUUAACUCGGAUGAGCGAACGCCCUCUAAACUGUGGCGCGUUUUGUUGUAUUCAAAUGUUUCUGUUCUUGUAAUCUGGGCGUUUGUUCUGUCAGUGACUGCUAUUUACUACCACACAACGCUCGAGAAGAUAUUGGGGCUUUUGAUGGGUUACAUCUGUCCGGUAAUUAUGUACUGGCUUGUACCUAGCCACACUGCAUUGCGCCAAUUACUUUACUAG
Molecule: messenger RNA, 756 nt
Organism: Lachancea thermotolerans CBS 6340
Lineage: Eukaryota; Fungi; Ascomycota; Saccharomycetes; Saccharomycetales; Saccharomycetaceae
Gene: YFT2
Product: Yft2p
Exons: 1
Coding region: 1-756 (251 amino acids)
Biological process (GO): phospholipid biosynthetic process; lipid droplet organization; lipid storage
Cellular component (GO): endoplasmic reticulum membrane
Source: RefSeq, a predicted model, not a curated record